AUAUUGUUUUGUUAUUUUAGCUUAUACAGUCUUUAACAAUAUUUACCUUUGAGGUAAUAUUCUAAAAUAUAAUAUUCAAUCCCAGGAUUUGACACCGGAAGUCACGUGUUUUGUAGUUUUUUUUUGUAGUUUUCGCCCGCUCCACUGCACUCCGGUGUUGUAACAUGCAGUAAGGUCACACAGAGGCUGUUUACAGGAGCUAACACAGCUAAUAGCGCGUAGAUUUAUGUCAAUGUGAAUCAUUUCUGUCAGCUAGAGGAACAGUUUGACUCGUGGAGGCGCUCUGAACCCGGAACUCUCGUUUAAAGGUCAGACAUCAGCCAAUCAGAGCCUCCUCAGCAGAACAACACGUGUGGUGGUGCGUUCACUGUCCUCCGUGUUCUCCACCAGGACACCUUCGCUGUCGCUCACUGACGGAGGAUUUCUCUUCACUUCAGCUCAGUCUGAUCCCAGCGUCAUGUUGGCGUAGCUCCGGUUCCUGCUCGGGUCCUGCUGGUUCUGGCGACUCGAUGUCGCGGCACAGCAAGCUGCAGAAGCAGGUUCUGGCUCUGUACCGGCAGUUCCUCAGAGCCGGUCAGGACAAACCGGGCUUCAUUCCCCGAAUCCGUGACGAGUUCAGAGAAAACGCUCGAAUCAAGAAGACGGACGUGAUGCACAUCGAGUACCUGUACCGCCGAGGCCAGAGGCAGCUGGAGCAGCUGAGGGACGCCAACACCAAGCAGCUGGGCUCCUUCUCCAAACCCAAAGACCAGAACUGAGACCGCCGGACCCUCGACAACAACACCAUACCUCAGAGACUGUGUUCAUGUUCAUGUUGUAGGAAUAAAGUGUUCUGAAUAUCA
Stegastes partitus (bicolor damselfish) is the source of this 842-nucleotide messenger RNA. RefSeq names its product succinate dehydrogenase complex assembly factor 1 (gene sdhaf1). The transcript is spliced from 2 exons. Gene Ontology annotation, biological process: mitochondrial respiratory chain complex II assembly. NCBI's taxonomy places the organism in Eukaryota, Metazoa, Chordata, Actinopteri, Pomacentridae. The coding region runs from base 510 to 758 and encodes 82 amino acids. The record is from RefSeq and is a predicted model, not a curated record. Gene Ontology annotation, cellular component: mitochondrion.